AUGACAAAUAAUAUAGCAAAAUUCCAACAUUUUCCUUUUCAUUUAGUAGAUCCUUCUCCUUGGCCUAUUUUAACUGCUUUUUCUUUAUUAAAUUUAACAAUAGGUGGAGUUUUAUAUAUGCAUGGAUAUAGUUAUGGAGGAUAUGUUUUAAGUCUAGGAUUCAUAUUAACAGUUUAUUCUAUGACAUUAUGGUUUAAAGAUGUUGUAAUAGAAGCAACAUAUUUAGGACACCAUACAAAAGAAGUAAAAAAUGGAAUAAUGAUAGGAUUAAUUUUAUUCAUUGUAAGUGAAGCAUUUGCUUUCUUAUCUGUUUUCUGGGCUUUCUUCCAUUCUAGUUUAUCUCCUGCUAUUGAAAUAGGAGGUGUUUGGCCUCCAAUAGGUAUUACACCUUUAGAUCCUUUUGCAAUACCUUUAUUAAAUACUUUCUUAUUAUUAUCAAGUGGAGCAUUUAUUACUUAUGGUCAUCAUGCUUUAAUUGCUGGUAAUAGAAAAGGAGCAAUAGAUGGAGUAUUAAUAUCUAUAAUAUUAGCUUUAAUCUUUACUGCUUUACAAUAUUAUGAAUAUUCUGUUGCUGGAUUUACUAUAGCAGAUGGUGUAUAUGGAUCAGCUUUUUAUGCUUCAACUGGUUUACAUGGUUUCCAUGUUAUAAUUGGAACUAUAUUUAUAGCAGUAGCUUUUAUAAGAAUAAUUAACUAUCAAUUAACAAAUAAACACCACAAUGGAUUUGAAUCAAGUAUUCUUUACUGGCACUUUGUUGAUGUUGUUUGGUUAUUCUUAUUUGUAGCUGUUUAUUUCUGGGGAAAUACUUAA
Coprinopsis cinerea okayama7#130 is the source of this 810-nucleotide messenger RNA. NCBI's taxonomy places the organism in Eukaryota, Fungi, Basidiomycota, Agaricomycetes, Agaricales, Psathyrellaceae. The record is from the annotation of a RefSeq genome assembly.